GCGUAGGAAAUAACAGUACUGCUGGAUAACGGGCAACGGCUCAUUAUUGGCGCACGGGUUGAACUUCAUUAUUGUCUCUAAUAGUAAAAAUACAGCCAAGUUCGCAUCAUGGAAUCAAACAAGCGACAGGAAGAUGCCGGUGAUGCUGUUCUUGAUACAAAGAAACCAAAAUUAGCAGACACAAGAACUGGUUUGUUAUUAGGCUACGGAAAUCCAUUAUUGGAUAUUUCUGUAAAUGGUAAUCAAGAAUUUUUAGACAAAUAUGAUUUAAAGGCUAACAAUGCUAUUUUAGCGGAAGACAAGCACAUUCCUUUGUACGAUGAAAUGGUUAAAACAUUUAAAGAUUCUGUAGAAUAUGUACCAGGAGGUGCUACUUUAAAUGCUUUAAGAGUUGCACAGUGGUUGCUGGGUAACAACGAAGCUACAACCUUUUUUGGUUGUAUAGGUAAAGAUGAUAAAUUUGGAUCUAUAUUAGUAGAUAAAAGUAAAGAAGCUGGUGUCAAUGUUCAGUUUCAAUAUACAGAAAAAGAAGCUACAGGAACAUGUGCUGUAAUAUGUACUGGUAAUGCUAGGUCAUUAGUAGCUAAUUUAGCUGCUGCUAAUUGUUUUACAGAAUCACAUUUAGAUAAUGAAAAUAAUUGGAGUUUGGUUGAAAAAGCUCAAUAUUAUUAUUGUGCAGGCUUUCCAUUAACUGUUUGUCCAGCUGCUAUGUUAAGAAUGGCUAAACAUGCGAAUGAGAAAAACAAGACAUUUUGCAUGAAUCUAUCAGCACCAUUUUUAUGUUCCUUUUUUAAACAACCCAUGUUAGAAAUUUUACCAUAUGUAGAUAUUUUAUUUGGAAACGAAACCGAAGCUGCAGAAUUUGCUAAAGCUAAUGAUUUAGAGACUACAGACAUUAAAGAAAUUGCUUUGAAAGUAGCAGCUAUGGAGAAAACCAACAAAUCUCGUUCACGAAUGGUUAUAUUUACUCAGGGAGACUUGGCUGCCAUUGUUGCACAAGAUGGAAAAAUAACAGAAUAUCCAGCAACAUCUGUGAAUUCUACUGAUAUAGUGGAUACAAAUGGUGCUGGCGAUGCAUUUGUAGGAGGUUUUUUAGCUCAGUUAGUUCAAGGCAAGCCAAUCAGUGAAAGCAUGCGAUGUGGACACUGGGCUGGUAAUUUAAUCAUACAACGACCUGGAUGUACCUUCCCUGAAAAACCAUCCUUUGCAUAAUUGAACUGUUCAUUGGAGAAUGUGAAUUGUAAAAUUGAAAUUAUAUAAAUAUAAGUGAAAAGAUUUGGCUAAAAAUAAGUUAAAUUUGGUUCACAUUCAACUAUAUGCCAGUAUCUGUUCUACAAACUUUUUUUUUAAAAUGGCUAUGCACAAAGGUCUGUUAUGGCCUUAACAUUUACAUGAGAUUAAUUUCUGUGUUAUGAAAUUGAUUUAAAAUGGAGAUCUCAUAACCUUUCACUCAAUUUUCAAGAUGCACAUAUUUUUAUAACAUUGCCAAAUAGUUUUAUUCUCUAAACUCUUUGUUUAUUCUUCUAAAAUAGAAUGUGCUAUGAUGUGAAAUUUGUUUCAGUGUUCAUAAGAUGUUUAAAGUUGUCUAUAAACUAUGGUUGUUUUGUUCAUGAAAUUCUCCAAAUCGAUGCAGAAUUGUUCAAAGGACAAGGAUGCCAAUUUUCAUGUUGAUUGGACUUGAACUGAUGGAGCCUUAGUCUUUUUCGAAGAGCGUCACCCCAAGAAGAACAAGAUGAGUAGUGGUUAGCGACCAGUACCUGGUCCAAAAAGUGGGUUGAAAUAAGCAUACAUAAACACUAUUUCAUGAUAAUUAUUUGGAGUUGUCUCCUAUUACCAAUAGCUUCAAACACUAUUUCGUGAUAAUCAUUGAGUUGUCUCCCAUUACCAAUAGCUUCAAGUCUUAAUCGACUCUCAAUUCUGUGUAUAUACAGAGGCUUUCACAAACAUCUACAUAUGGUUAUUAUAAAUGAAAUACGUUGAUCUUUGUUCUCAUUCAAAGAAAUUUAAAUGUCUUUAAUACAAAAUAAUGUAAUUUCUGUCUUACCCUUUUAUACGAUUUGAGAUAAGCAUGAAAAACUCAUAACUGGGAAAUAAUAAUUGUUGAUAUGAAUUUUUAGAUUGUGGAAAGUUUACAUAAUGUUAUAGUUAUAAUUAACAGCAUGCAUUUAUAUGAUCUUAGUUUCUUCUACAUUGAUAAUUAUGUGAUAAUAUUCAUUUAUGGAUUAAACAUAGAUCUCUA
Messenger RNA from Patella vulgata (common limpet), 2239 nucleotides. RefSeq names its product adenosine kinase. Gene Ontology annotation, biological process: purine ribonucleoside salvage. The transcript has 11 exons. The coding region runs from base 109 to 1212 and encodes 367 amino acids. The record is from RefSeq and is a predicted model, not a curated record. Gene Ontology annotation, molecular function: adenosine kinase activity. Lineage: Eukaryota; Metazoa; Mollusca; Gastropoda; Patellidae. Gene Ontology annotation, cellular component: cytosol; nucleus.